GUGAGUGUUUUAGACACCUAAUGGCCAAUUUUCGGAAGAAGUUCAAGGGUGAGGUGCUGAAGUAUAUGUGGCCUUGUGCAUGGGAAUGUACAUCCCGCAGGCAUGAUGCAUUGAUGGAGAAAAUUGCAAGUGAUUGUCCUAAAGCAAUUCCCUUUUUAGAUAAGCAUCACAAUCUGAUAUGGAGUAGAUCCCAAUUCUCCAAAGUCCGCAAAGUUGAUUAUGUGAACAACAACAUAUUAGAAUGCUUCAACAAUUGGAUUAAGGAUUACAAGGACCUUCCCGUUGAUUAUUUGAUGGACAAGAUUAGGAUCAUGAUCUUGGAGAAUAUGUACACAAGGGGAGAGAUAGCCAAUAGACUUGAAGGCCUCAUUCUCCCAAGUGUGUUGCACGAGUUGAACAUGAAGAGCCGAGGGCUGCACUAUGAUAUCCAGAAAAGUGGUCCCAUGGCAGCCGAAAUAUCAGGAACAACAAAAGAAGGGAAGACUUGGCGAUAUGCAGUUGACCUUGAGAAAAGAGAAUGUGGUUGUGGACAAUGGGAGGUUUCCGGAAAACCAUGCCCUCAUGCUAUAUACCUAAUUGGCAAAGUUAGACAACUAAAGACCGAGGACUUUGUGCAUGACUACUAUUCGGUUGAGAGGUUCAAGAUGGCUUAUCAAAUUCAGAUCAAUCCAAUGAAUGAUAGGUCUGAAUGGCCAAAGGUUGAUGUUGGUAGGCCAAGGAAACAAAGAAUUAAGGCUAGUGGAGAGCUUGGAAAAAGAGGACCAAAUCAAUGCAAAAGGUGCUAUCAGUUUGUACAUAUAGAGAAGGGGUGCAAUGCUACUCAACCUGAAUUAGAACAAGAGCUUCCACCUCCUCGUCCAAAGAAAGCGAAAAAGUCAAGGAAAACUAAAUCGGAAGAUGUUGAAGCCUCCACAACAGUUGUUGAACCCUCUCCAAUGCCUCAUUCAAGCCCAGCUGUAACAACUAGAAGGAUGGCUUCUCUUUCUCCAACUAGCCCAGGUGUAACUACUAGAAGGAUGGUUGCAAUCUCACCAGGAGGAAUCAGUCGUAGGAUCAUCAUUGAGUAGAUAAAUUAGGUGCCUUAGUCUCUUAUUAGUAUGAACAAGGUGUAGUACAAAAGAUGGAUU
Messenger RNA from Lolium rigidum, 1127 nucleotides. RefSeq lists its product as uncharacterized. The record is from RefSeq and is a predicted model, not a curated record. Bases 21 to 1067 code for a protein of 348 amino acids. Gene Ontology annotation, molecular function: zinc ion binding. NCBI's taxonomy places the organism in Eukaryota, Viridiplantae, Streptophyta, Magnoliopsida, Poales, Poaceae. The transcript has 2 exons.